UGAGAGUUUGUGAUUGCCCGAGUGAUCUGUCACUCACAUCGCGUGGAUAAAGCGGAGGAAAAAAGAAAAAAGGAAAAAAAAAAUAGUUACAAGAUGGCGACCAACAACUGCCUGAACACUGGAAAACAAUAGAGACAGCGCAGCGGGGCAGAGUUUAUUUCUUUAACGUUUGCUUUUUCUUUUUCGUGUCGAGUCAGACCGGGGGACAGUAGCUGGAUGUGUGUACUUAAGACUUCUGGAGCAAAUUCGGAAGAAAGUGAGUUUAUAAUGCUUUGUCUGAGGGCUAGUUAGCAAGCAGGCUAAGCUACAUCCGUAGCUGUAAUGCAACAGUGAGGAUCAGCUGUUAGCCGCACUGCUACUUUAAAAGUUACUUUUACUAGUAAAACUCGCUCGUAACUCUCUAAGUUUGUGUUUUGGGGCUGAAUGGGUGUCAUGUAAGCGCUUUUAAUCCAUCACUUGCUAACCUUUCGUCGAUAGGUUUUUAUCUUCAAGUACGUCUUUUGUCAAACUUCAACUGUGAGGAGAAAAAAAACUGCUUAUUUAUUUUUCAUUUGUUGCUAAACAUUUCGCGACGAGAGAGAAAACCGAUUUAACGUGUUGUAUGCGCAAAUAUAAAUACUGAGGUAACGUGAAAUGUUUAAAAUGGUUUUAGUUCUCUCAAAACGAGAUUCAUUCCUGAAGUAAAAGUUUUGAAUCCUCUUAAACUUUUCUCUAAAUUAUUUACAAAUGUAAGUUAACUUAUAUGACGAAUAAGUGGUUCGUGUUAGUAAACGGUUUCAUUCAUAAAAUAGUUUGUGCUUAAUUCUAGUUUGUGUCAAGACUCCCGGCUUGAAUAUAACAGUUAUAUAAGAAACAUUGUUCCGUGAUUUUUGAGCGAUCGUUCGCGUAAAAGGAAACUGAUCAGAGUUUCGACUUUUUCUGAAUAUAAGCUCACACAUCUGAAGUAUAAUCGAUUUGUUUUGUUGUUCAAGGAGGUAGAUAGUAAUAAAAAUGGAGGCAGUUGAGUGUGUUUUGUAAAGACACACACACACAUCUCUGAACAGCACGAUCUGUCCUGAGAGUUGUGCUGGACUCCGGAGACUCGAGUGAGUUUAUAAACGCGGUUCUUCUGGAUGAUGGCGGAUUUCGUGGUGCCGCGGCACAGCGCGGUGAUGGAGCGGCUGCGGCGGCGCAUCGAGCUCUUCCGGCGGCAUCACAACGGCUGUGAGGACCGCUAUGACAGAACGGCCAUGGAGCGACUGGAGAUUGAGAGACAGCAGACGUUUGCGCUGCAUCAGCGCUGCAUGCAGACCAAGGCCAAGCGCACGAACAAGCACCGGCAGCCAGCGGCGACGAGCGCGGAACCCGCGGGGCAGAGAGGCACGGGCGGCGGGGGAACCAGCGCGGAGCUGGCCGACGGAGGGAGCGGGACGCCCGCGGAGCAAAGCAGAAACAGCACGCUGAUCGCGUUACAGGAGACUGUCAAGAGGAAGUUGGAUAAUGCUGGUUCACCCCACGGCCGUGACCAGGUCAACGGUUUCACCGAUGGCUACCCGCCCAAUAAAAAACCCUGUGUUGAGGAUGCACUGGGGGGUCUUAAUGGGGUCUCAAAUGGCAUAGUGCCUCCUCGCUCACCUAUGGACUCCAAACAUAACGUGUGUACAGAUACCAUGAUGGCCAAUGGGAACCACAGAGUGGUUGGUGCAGCGCACAAUGGGACGAGUCUAACUGAUAGCGGUGCAUCACAUGGCACAGAGUCAGAUUUCCUCCUGAAAGAAAUGAAGCAGGAGCCGGUGGACGAUAUCUUGCCCUGCAUACUGCCUGGAGGAGGUGGGAACGGAAACCACAACCUCUUCCCUGACCUCAACCUCAACGAUCAGGACUGGAGUGAGAUCAUGGAGGAGUUCAACCGCUCCGUACCCUACGAGGAAAUCCAGGAGCUCUUCAGUGACAGUUUUGGAGAUCGUAAGGACCCGGAGCUCCCGUCCACCGGUGCAGCUCAGAGCUUGAUGCCGUCAGAUCUGGUCAGCGUGAAGACUGAAUUUCCCCCCGCUACGGCUCCCUCCGCCUUCGAUCAGGACUCUUGCAAUGGUUCACCUCAGGUGAGACCCACCUCGUCUGGGCCUCCGCUUCACACCAACUCCCCCGCAACGGCUCCAGCCACAUCACCUGCCCUUCCUGUGCAGCAGCAGCCCACCAGACCACUCCCGAAUCACCUGCUGCCCGCCCCACCCAAAGACCUGUCCCCCGCACAGCAGCUGCAGCAGUUAGCAGUACGUGAGCAGCAGAGGGCGAUAUUACAAAGCCAGCAGCAGCAGCAGCAGCAGCACGUGGUUCAGAAGCCACCACAGCAAAAACAGCAGCAACAGCAAGCAGCUAAAUUCCACCAGCAGCCCAACCACUCAACAUCUUGGCCCCAAAAUGCUCCCACCCAAAGUCAAAUGGGCGGGACCUUUGGGCUUGAGAAGUCCACCAGCCCUUCUUUGUACCCACAAGACUUCCCCAACCCCAAGACCCUGCUCAUGCCCAACAAGGGUUCUCCCAAAGCAGGCGCUCCAGCCGGGUACAUGCAGCCCGGUGGGCACGCCAACAUGUUAAGUCACCCAGCCACACCCACAGGCCCCCUCAACCACCCACCCAACCCAGGAGCCCAGGCAGCCAUGUUGAACUACAGUAACACUAAACCCCUGUCCCAUUACGAGGCUGGAGCACUAGGUGCACCCAGGGGCCCUCCGGCCACACAGAACCAGAACAAACAGAACCAGGCCAUCCUGAACAUGAUGAGACAACAGCAGAUGCAGAAGCAGAGGCCGGCCAACAUGAACUUCAGACCAGUGCACCACCAGCAUGCUCCGGAUUCAGGGUCUUACCCCUCCGCAGCUCACGUUCCCGGCCCGGGGAACACUAUGACACCUCAGCAGAGCAACAGCAGCAUCCAGGCUAACCAUGGCAGCGCGGCCUACAUGAAGCAGCAGCAGCAGAUGCAGUUGAUGAAUCAGCAGAAGCAGUACUUCCAGAGACAGAUGAUGGCCGAGCAGGAGAAGCAGCGGCAGCAGCAGGAACAGCAGCUGCAGAGACAUCUGACCCGUCCACCGCCUCAGUACCAGGACCAGCAGAACCCGCAGGCCCAGCAGAACCCAUUCCAGCAGCAGCAGCAGCAGCAGGUGUCUCAGUUCACCGGGGUGCCACCCUGCCUGGCCCAGCAGCACUCCUCCGGCUUCAGCGAGCACAACAUCUCUGGUGCAUCUCAACCAAUAGGGAGUGUGAACUCUCUCAGUGGCCCCACCCCUGGAACACAACGGAUGUUCUCUCAGACACAAGGCAUGAUGGGAAUGGGGGUGGUACAGAAUACUGGCCCAACCACUGCUCCCCCUCCAGCCGCCGGUCAAGCAGACAUGAACCUCUCAUCCUGUGCAGGCGGUCUCGAUGUGCAACAAGUCCUCUAUGGCAACAUGCCCAUGCAUCCCUCCCACCCCAACCAGCAGAGACCGCCGGUGUCCUCAAUGUCUGCCGCUUACCGCCAGAAUGUUCUAGCAGCCCAGCAACAAGCACACUUGAAAAACCAACCCAAUGCUGCUAUGUUGAAACAACAACAGCAGCAGCAGCAACAACUGGCCCGUAUGCCCAACAGCAUGCCCAACACCUUGGCUAAUAACAUGGGCUCUGCUAUGCCCACCUCCAUGCCAACCAGUAUCCAGGGUGCCUUGCCCUCGCAGACCCAGUCAUGGCAGCAGCAGCAGCAGCAGCAGCAGCAUCCAGGUCUCCAGCCCGGCUCUGCUAACGGAGGCAUGCAAGCAGGUUUCCCCAACUCUGGCUUCCACAUGCAGCCAAGAUUGUCCAAACUUCCCAACAACACCCCGUUUCCCCAGGGUGGCAUGGGAAACAGUGCAGCUGGUAGGACCCUGGCAGGAAUGAAUCCUGGACAAAUGAUGCCUAACAUGAACCAGCAACGGACCAAUAACCCAGGCAUGUCCCAACAGCUGUCCGCUCCUGGCCAGCAGACGGUCCAGCAGGUGCAGCAGCAAGCGCCGCCUCAAACUGACUUGGGGUCCUACAGUCAGCCACAGGCCGGACCCAACCGCACCGCAGGACUUCAGUGCAGUCAGGCCUAUCAGCUGAACAGGACCCCCAAUCAGCAGCUCCAGUUUAGCUACAGCACCCAAUCAGGAGGCAGCUUGUCCGGGUUUCCUGCCGAGACAGACCUGGUGGACUCUCUUUUGAAAAACCCAUUGACACAAGAGUGGAUGGACGAUCUAGACGAGCUGUUGGCCAGUCACCAGUGAGUGAUGGCCAUGAGCUGAUAUCAGCCAAUGCUGAUGCCUUUGGUAGAGGAGAAAACAUAAACAUACACUUUUGGAUGUUUUCUGAAGUGGUGAAACUUCUCAUAUCACGGUCAGAUCUGCUGUGUUCUCUUUUGAGUGUGUAUAUAUAUGGUGUAUAUAAAAGAGGUCAAGUAGAGCACAGAGCCUGUGUCACUGAAGUAUUCUCUGGACUGGACAUUUCAAAGAGGGAAAUGCUCUACUACUGAACCUGUGGCUCAGUAAAACCACUGAAUUCUCUUAUGAGUGUGCGCUCAAACACAAGUUGAGCCAUUCACAUGGUUGUGUUGCCUAUGUGUUCGCUGUAGGCACGAGGAGGGUCUGUUCAAUGUCAGGAGUGUCUUGACACGCUUCCACAGGCCUUAAAUUUGCACUCUUGAAGAUGCACAAUAUGUGGUUUACAGUAAAGUGGUAGUUUACCCAAAAAUGAGUGUAUUUGAAUAAUUUACUAACCAUGUUGGUCAAACCCAUAUGACUUUGCUUCAGUGUUGGACAUUGACCGUUGGUCAACAUGGAUCACGUGUGCCUUGAUAAACACUGACAUCAUAUCCUUGAUGUCACGGAAUUGCAGUCGUAGAUGAACGAAGGUCAGUAACAGAUUGUGGAUCCCAUAGAAAUUGAGAAGCGCCAUAAACUGAAUCCUACGAGAUGCAAAACGUUUUCACUGUAAAUUCCAAAAAUUAUUACAAAUUCCAAAAUGGUUGUUUGAUGGCAGACUUGUUGAUUCAAAUAGGAAUAAGCUGCUCAUCACAAAAGCAGUUCAUUCAGAGUACUGAAGCCUCUUCUGCACAGACAUCCAUUCAAAAUCAAAUGUGGACCAUGGCCCUCCAGAGCAAGAUCAGACCUCUGCUUUUAGAUGCGUUAUCAGAAAACUGACCCUGUGUGUAUUAUCAUUCUUCAGAUGAUCUCAUUUGUGUGUUCCACUAAAGAAAGUCAGAUGAGUUUGGAACGACAUGAGGGAAUAAAGGAUGACGACUUCAGUUGAACUGUUAAGUUCCAUAUGGUGUAUGUUCAUUGGUUAGUUUCUCAUUGACUACAUUUAGGAAGUAGAUGCUUUGUGGUUUGUUUAAUCAGGCCAUGAGCACUUGAAGGAGUGUAGCUGAGACUAACUGGAGCACUGUAGAGUUCAUCCUCCUCACUAUUAAAGUAGAUUGCAUCAUACACUUUCAUGUUACACUACACUAAGUUGCGUGUUGUUGUUGUUGUUGUUUUUUUCUGAGAAGCCCAGAGCUUCUGUGUUGGUGAGAGGGUUAAUAGUCCUGUAUGUUUUCUUCCUAACCGUGUUACAAACUCUCUCUCCAUCUGAGAUUCUGUGACAGGAUUUCAUGUAUAUUUAUAUAUAUUUUCUGUAUGUAUGCGGUUUCUAUUGUUCAGGAGAGAUAGAUCUUAUUUUUAUAUGUACAUUGUUGCAAAAUUUUGUAAGUAUUUUAUACGUUUUAUUAUUGUUCUCUGUAAAACAAGAGUAUUGUGUAAAUAUAGUUCUCUAGAAACGGU
Molecule: messenger RNA, 5792 nt
Organism: Carassius gibelio (silver crucian carp)
Lineage: Eukaryota; Metazoa; Chordata; Actinopteri; Cypriniformes; Cyprinidae
Product: mastermind-like protein 1
Exons: 5
Coding region: 1113-4262 (1049 amino acids)
Biological process (GO): positive regulation of transcription of Notch receptor target; Notch signaling pathway
Cellular component (GO): nuclear speck; nucleoplasm
Molecular function (GO): transcription coactivator activity
Source: RefSeq, a predicted model, not a curated record